AUGCAGUUGCGAUACGCGUUCAAGCUUGGGCGUGGUUUUACCGGCCUGCAUCCCUUCGCAGGAUUCCAGGUAAUAGAGCGCUGCCCGAGUGACCUGCAGCGGGCACUCAGUACUGCGCUAGGGUUCAUCGCUCCCAAGCUCGGCGCUCGGCGCUUCUCGGUAAAGGCGCAAGACCUCGGUGCCACUGAGGAGUCGCACAGCAAACCGAAAGGCGUUGUUUGGUUUUGGGGUAACGCAGACGACGGCCGUCUCGGGGUACCGCUCUCACGAACGGAGCUGGAUCGCGACUUUGGUGCUGGGCGACGCUGUACGAGGCCCGAGGCCCUCGACAAUUUGCCGAGUUCCAUCAAACGGGUUGCGCUUGGAGCUGCGCACUCCAUCGUGCUGCUGGAGAACGGGGACGCGUAUAGCUUCGGUCUCGGGUCCGAGGGUCAGCUCGGACUGCCUUCGGAAGCGCUGGUGCCGCGUGCACCACUCCAGUCGCUGCUCACUGCAUGGUUGCACCAGCAGCAGCACCAGCAGCAGCAAGUUGGCUUCAGUCGUUGGCCAUGGCGCUGGAUGCGCUGGUCGCGUUGGACACCGCUCGCUGUUCGCUGGGCACCUCAGCAGCAGCCGCACCUUUCGGAUGUAGCGGCUGGUGCUGCCCAUUCGGUUUGGGUGUCCUCGGAUGGACACGUGUAUACGUGUGGACGUGGCACCCACGGGCAACUGGGGCAUGUGUCUACUGGACGGAGCGCUCGGGGCAUUGCAUCCGUUCCGAAAACGAUCGAACGCCCGCUGCUUGUCGAAGCAUUGGCCCGAUCAAACGUUCAUGCCGUGCAGGCAGUCUGUGGGGAUCAGUUCACACUCAUACGCGCUGCUGAUGGCAGUGUCUACGGCAGCGGCUCCAUCGAGUACGGACAACUGGGUUUAGGACAUCCUGCGACUGUGGACCAGACGCUCUCUGGUCCAGGCGGACAGCGCUUCGUGGGGACUUUUCGACGGCUGCGUGCACUGCACGGCGAACCGGUGGCAAAGCUCUUUGCUGGCUUCAACGCAGCCGGUGCAAUCCUGAAGAAGAGCGGUGAGCUCGUUGUCUGGGGCAAGUUCUCCGACAGGAUCUUCUGGGAACCGACUCCGCUGCCGUCGAUUCGAGGGCGAGUCCAAAAGGUUGCGUUCGGAUUCAACCACGUGCUGGUGCUCGUCGAGUUGGCGCCAGACGGGCUCCGUCGUCGGAUGGUCUACAGCUGGGGCAGUAACGAAAACGGUUGCUUGGGUCUGGGUUACGGGACUCAAGCCUCCCAUGCAGUGCAGUCACCGCAGCCUAUAGAAGCUUUCAUGGAUGCCCAGUCUGACGCGAGCAUCAUCGACAUUGCUGCUGGCUACCGGACGAGUUACGCGAUUCGCGUAGGCAUACAGAACAGUCACGUGGAUCUCUACAGUUGGGGCAGCGGCCUCUGUGGAGCACUCGGACUAGGCGAUCGUAUGGUACCGGAUGCUGGAGCGGGAACGAUCGAUUUCUGGGAACCUGUACAUGUCUUUCGUGCAAGCCCUGCGGAUGGAGCCGAGUUUGCGAAUUCGACCUUCCAUAUUGUAAGCGGAUUUCAGCACGCAGCAUUGUACAGCACACGGGUCUCUGAGGUAGCGUAG
Molecule: messenger RNA, 1629 nt
Organism: Cyanidioschyzon merolae strain 10D
Lineage: Eukaryota; Rhodophyta; Bangiophyceae; Cyanidiales; Cyanidiaceae
Product: similar to HERC2
Exons: 1
Coding region: 1-1629 (542 amino acids)
Source: RefSeq, a predicted model, not a curated record